Molecule: messenger RNA, 6539 nt
Organism: Porites lobata
Lineage: Eukaryota; Metazoa; Cnidaria; Anthozoa; Scleractinia; Poritidae
Source: the annotation of a GenBank genome assembly
AUGGCGGCCGUACUUGCGGGAAGAUUCUGCAGGGUUUUACCUCAGGCACUGAGCUGGUAUUCUCGAAGAGCAGUGUUAUGCAACCCCAGUUUUGAAAGUAAACGUUUUAUUCAUAUUGCAAGGCAACUUCUGGCAGGUAACGUCGCUUAGGAUUCUUCUAUUUUGACUUUGGAUUUUCGUUUCAUUCGAUUCCACGUUGCGUAAAAUUACUCAAUUGAGUUUACACUCCAUCGGUUUCAUGUAGACCAUUGUUUUAACAUAUUAUGUUCCAAACCUCUUUUUACCUCUUCUUUAUUUAGCUAUUAUCUGAGCUUAAGUCUUACUUCCAUGAUCUAGCAAGUCUGUGCGCUUUACUGAAUUGAAUUCGAAUUGAAUAACCUUUUCGCCUAGCCCAAUUAAAAACAUCUUCUGAUAUAAAUCGACGUCAAAAAUAUAUUUAGUCUGGCUUACACCAUAUUAAGGCACACAAGCCCGGAAAUGAUGCAAACGAUUAAUGGAAGAGUUGUUGUACUUGAUUAUUAUAUUCCGUUGGUACACUUAAAAAAAACCGCAGAAAUUGUCGCAUAUCCUAGCUUGUUGUACAAUAUACAGUCCACUACCUGCACCCCCCUUGGCGCGUUUUUAAUAAUUUCUACAAAUUUUGCCCGAGCAGUGAUGGUUUUCAUGAAGAUAUUUUUGGAACAAGAUGUUUCUUACCUUCCCUAUGAACAUGCCUUCGCUUAUGUCUAUGUUACUAGUCAAAAUUAAAUUCAGAUAAAAAUUUUUUAACCUACUGUAUGUUGAUUCUCAAUUUCCUUUUGUCUCCUAGCCCCAAUUCUGGGACAAAGAAAAUUAGUAAUCAACCUUGGUUAAAAAAUUUUAACCUGGAUGUAAGUUUGAUCGGUUAUGAGUUGUAAAGUUACAAGGGUGGAAAGCUUCAUAGAAUCCCUAAACAAAUAAAAAGACAUAGACAUAUAAAAUACCUAGUUUAUUUAUCCACUUGUUAAAAUGCUCUUAUAAAAAAAAGGUCAAUAAGUUGUGUUUUCUGUUGUCCCUUUAUAUGAGCAGUAAAUGACAGUAAAGCUGGAUAUAGUAGUUUUAAAACUGGCAUUACUGAAAGAAAAGUGUGUUGGUGUGGCUGUGGGUUGGGGUUGUAGAAGUCAGUAUUCUUGCAAAGAAGGCGAUUAUGUUCACUGUUAAACUGCAUAGUUGCCUGUAAAGUCGUGUGUUAUUUUUGCAUAAUAAUAAGAAUAAAAAUAAUAAUAAAGUAAAUGACAGUACACGAUAUAUUAGUUGGUUGUGCUGCUGCAGUUCAUGGUGACUUGUCCUUUUGCUGUCUCUCUUUGGUCAUGCUGAUUAUGUAAAGUUAAAUGUACAUAUGAUUCAGAGUGAAUUUUUUAUAGGGAGUAUGGUAAAACCAAAUUAAUCAUUACUAUGAAUUUCAAUAAUCAGAAAACUGAGAACAGUAAAAGUAAUGUUAUUCUUUUACAAUGAAAAAGCUAAUGAAGCAUGAGAAAACUAAACUAAAGCGAAAAUGGUAAUUUCUCUAUGGUUUUGUAGUUUGCUUGCAAGUUCUGAAUUUAUUUUAUUACUCACAACAUAGUCGUAAUUCCUGAAAUAUUUCAAAUAUUCACAGUUUCCUUAGUUUGACAGUUUAUAAAAGUCAGACUGUCCAGAAUGAGGUAGGCCUAAGUGCAAUAUUGCUGCCUCAAUCACUCUCCUUUAAUCCCCUCCUCUGUUUAACGAAGCAAUUUUAAUUAUUGUUUAAAAGUGUGCGCUUGUUCUAAAAUUUUAGAAAGGAAAUACUCCAAAGAGCAUGAAUGGAUUACCAUGGAUGGUGACAUUGGAACAAUAGGUAUAACAGACUAUGCACAGGUGGGUAUAAAGAAAGUAUUAUUUAUUAUAGCAACCUUGUAACAGGGUUCAGAUUCUGGGGGAGGUGGGAAGGGGACUUAUAACAGAGUUCAGACGCUAGGGGAUGUGGGAAGGAGCCUUAUAACAGGGUUCAGACCCAUGGGGCAGAAGGGAUGUUUGACCCAAGCUUGGGCAUAGGGGUGCUUCUUACGUUUUGUACCCCAACAGGUUAAUAAGGACAUUAGGAGGAACAUUAUCUUAUAAUAACCUUCUACAGGACAACAAUCCCUGUUUUAGAAUCUUGUGUAGCAUAAAACACAUAUAGUCACUAUCUGUUGUUUCUUAACUAAAGAAAAAUAAAAUGUGACCCUAUUUGUGAAAACCAGGCCUAAUGGAAAUAACGUUGAGCCAGUUUUCAUUCACAACACAUUCUGAAACAUUGGAAUGCAUUUCAAUGCAUUCCCAAUGCAUUUUAAAGCAUUGGCAAUGUUAUCUAAUGGAACCUAAAAAUGUUGAAAACCAUUUAAAAAUCUUUCGGAAGCAUUCGGGAAUUGUUUUCAAAUGUUUGCAAAAUGUUUCAGUAUAACGCCAUUUCUUUGCAUCGUUAGUCACAUUGUCACAUUUUGAAAAUAUAAAACUUAAAGCAAGCUCUCAGUGAUGAACUUUGCUUCUUCUUAAUAGAAUUUUAGUUAUAAGAAUUAGAAAGGUGGACUUACACUUUGGUGGGCUUAAAAGUGGUAUUAGAAAGAAUGUUGAAACAUGCCAUGAGUUGUUACAAGAAACAUUUAGGGAAAAAUACUGAAAAAUAACAUAACGGAAAACUUGAGCUGUGACUGAAGAAAAGACUAAAUAAGAACUGUGGCCUUACCUGUAGUGGAUUAUUACUGUCAUAUAAUAACCACAUGCACAGGGGUAAUGACUACCUAGUAUCCAGAAAAAAGACAGAUAUAACUGCUGUCUUAAGAAGGGGAUUUUUAACAAGUUGGUCUUGUAAGCUAAGUAGAAUUUUUUCUUUUCUUUGAUAUUGUAUCGUUAUGGGCUGAUAAGUGGGUACGAGGUGACUUGCCUUUUUAUUUCAGCCCAUCAGGAAAAAAGGUUUAUGGGCAGAAUUUUGUGUUGGGCAGCUCUUGAAAUUAUUUUAAAAAUUUUAAUUGUGCUUUCAAUUUUUAUUUAGAAUGAGUAUUGGAGGUAAAAAAAGAAGAGGGAACAAAAUUAAUAUGCAUGUACUUGUUACAUAGGGAUUCUAAAGGGCAUGGAAUUUUUAGUGUGUCACUGAUGUUUCCUUUUCUUUAAAGAAUCAAUUAGGUGAUGUUGUAUAUGUUGAUCUUCCUGAAGAAGGACAAACAUUUAAUGAAGGAGGUACGAUAAGAAGAUAAAUAUUAACUAGGAUGUAAGCUGUCAAACAGUCAAUCUUUAUGUAACACCCCUGUAUUUAGAGAUCACCCAUAUAAUACGGGCACCGGACAAUUUUGUGAAAAUUUUGCCUUUUAUUUUCUGUAAAGUUGACAUGUAGAAAGCAGUCACGUGUAUAUAACAGACGCAGUGACCCUUGUGACUUCCCAAAUGCACAUUUUCUUUUUUUUGACUUGUAUAUAACCAUCACCAAAUUGGAUUAAGAUCAAACAAUGAAAGCGAAUCAUAACAAACUUAAUUCAAAAGCUCAAUACAUUGUUGCUACCAGGGAAGGAGUAUCAAUCAAAUACAAAUACAUGUACAUUACACAACUUCAAAUAAAUGUCAUCCUUGGCAUCAGACAUGUGUUUUCCACAGACCUUGAUAGAGUAGAAGUGAAAGUGCUGAUCUUAUCGAACAACUGUAGUAUCUGUCCUCUACCAUCCGCAUUCGCUUUAUGUUUUACUAGACUGUGUUUGGCUUUGGAAUCUCUAAAUAGAGUGAAUAUUUUCCCAUAAAAGCAUUAUUCAUUAACUUCCAAGAGAGUUCAAAGGAGACCCCUAUAUACCAGUCACCUUGUAUAUACAGUCACCUGCACAUGUCCCGAGGGUGACUAUACAGGUAUAUACAGGUUUGACUUAGACUGCUUGCAGUCAACCUUUUCUCUUAAAAUCUGUCUAGUUCUUACCUCAUCCAGCGCGAUUGCAAACCACGACGUUAUUAUUAUAGUAAGGGAUUGAGGAUUGAGACCAGGCGAGAAAAGACAGACUGCUGACUCUUUUGUAGUAAACAAACCCUCGGUCAGCCCAGAAACAAAGUAACCGAUUGGCCAAUUGCACAGCUGUUGACAGAUAAUUGACUGGUCUGUGGUGAGAUUGCAAGCAAUAAAAAUAGUCACGCGUCACAACCAACUGCAAACAAUAUCGAACCAAGCAGUAAUCCCAGUAAUAAAACUUUUAAGGAUAUCUUACAGGAGGAAACUGUUGUCAAUUUCAUAGAGGGAAACGAAUUCAAGGCAAUCUUACUGGAUUUAAAGAAAGUGUAAUUUUUUCAGUUGUUUAUGGUCUAUUUAUAAAUCGUUUCAAGUCACUCGGAUUUAAUUGAUUAAUUAAAUUACCUUGACAGCUUCGUUGUCCCCAGACAAAACAAAAGAGUCAGCAAGUCUCUUAUUUUUUCUUCUCGGGUUUACGCCCUCGUUUCUCGCGGCUCCCGGCUUUGCCGCUCGCGUGCUUAGGUUUUGCGUGCAGUAACUUUGCAAAGAAAAAUAAGAGACUGCUCGCAGUCUAGGUUUGACUGCACACUGUAUCUUGAGCGUCCCGUUAAGGUGCACCUCUAAAACCAGAAAAUGUUAAGGCACAAGGAUAGGUACAAGCAAACAGAGCUGUUAACUGAGGGAGAUGAUGGUUGCUUCUUCAAAGAAGAGGGCUAAUUUAUUGUUAGAGCGUGGAUGAUUUCAGCUGUUGAUUGGCAACAGCAAAAAUAAUGGAAGUUACUUUAUAUGUGGUAAAAAUACAUUUGCAGAUUCCUUUGGUGCUGUUGAAAGUGUCAAAGCUGUUUCAGAAGUUUACAGUCCACUCACAGGAGAAGUGACCAAAAUUAACAGCAAAUUAAAAGAGAACCCAGAACUAGUAAAUGAGUCUCCUUAUGAAAAAGGUGUGUAUUUAUGUUAUCAAACUUCUGUUAAGUUAAGGUGUUUCAGCUGCUGAUUUCACAAAGCUAAUGUCAAUAAUAAAAAUAAUGAUAAUAAUGAUAAUGAUAAUGAUAGUAAUAAUAGUAAUAAAUAACAAUAAUAAUAAUAAUAAUAAUAAUAAUGAUAAGGAUUUUGCAAUCAAGACAACCCACAAGAGGAAAAUAAAAACAAAGACUGUUCUGGAUGGGGUUGGUGCUCUUAACAUCAUUAAAAACUUAGGGACAAGAUCAAUACACUGAAAGGAUUCCAGGCUUAGUAGUAAUACCCUUGGGAUUCAAACAAUAACAUCGUAAUCUUCUGGGAACAGCUCAUAAAUUAUUCUGAGGAACAUUAUUCAAUUAGGUUAUUUCUCUAAGUACUAAAGGACCAUAAUUGUGCCCCUGGACUAAAGAGAGACAAGCAAAAAUUUAGGAAACCACCCCACCCCCCCCUACACCCCUAAAAUCCCCGAAUAAGCUAAAAGGUUCUAAUAAUAAAGUAAAUCAGUAAUAAUGUAAUUUGUCUUUUCAGGUUGGUUAAUAAAACUCAAAGUCAGCAGUGAGCCCUCUGAGCCUCUCAUGUCAGAAGAAGAGUACGAGAAAUAUGUUAAGGAAUGUGAAGAAGAAUGAAAACAAAGAGAAAAUUAGAGCAUUAUAAUUUGCAAUUAACUAUUUAAUUUCAUUCUAUACUUAAGUGAGUGAUUUUCAUGUGGCCUCUAAAAGUUAUGGUUUCCUUUAGUGUGUGCUAUCCAGUAGUAGGCAGUAGCUUCAUGGAAAGGUAGCCUGCGCCACAGACAAAACUAACCUCUGGUUAAGUUAGUCUGCAAGCCAGUGCUGAAAUCCUUGUUCUAGCUCCCCAGUUGUGUACUAGGAUUUGAGUACAUGUCAUUAUUGGCCUGUUAAAAAGUCAUUGUUUGAUUGGCCAAUCAGGUUAAAUGGAAAUUUGAAAUACACAUCUUUGCAGUAUUUGUUGAGUCCAUUGGGGUUCAGAACAUGGAUCUCACCUCUGUUUCGCAGGUGUUAUUUGCUGGGGUUAGAUUUUGCUGUGACGCUGGUUAUAAAAGGCAGCCAUCAAUCACUUAUAGCUUUUUCUUUUUCUUUUCUUUGUUUUUAUAAAUGAUAAAUGUUAAAUUAAUGAUGAGCUGUUUAUCGGUGUGGACGUUUCUUUUUUUAUGUUGUUAUAAACAUGUUCACUGGUAAUCAUCAUUUCAAGAUCAUAUGAAAAUCACUCUGUUAUUAUUCUGCUCACGGUACACAAAAAAAAUAAACAAGCAACUCUGUGUGAUAAAAAAAGGGAAUUGUCAAAUUUUAUGGUGGGGUGACUGAUACUUGGAAAAAAGAAUUUUGAAAUUAUGCAGAGUUCUUGCACGUAAUCAGCAUGUGCUGUUAUCUUUGAAUAAUAAUGUAUUGUUAACUAGGGUUUUAUACUGUAAUUGAAGUGUAUUAAAGAUGCAUUCGACUUAAGGACAUAAGACAUGCUAUCAUAAAAGUAUGUCAUUCCUAUUUAUCAUGUCGUCUCCUUCACAGCUGUUCUUUGAGCUGUCACACAAUGCUCCUCGCCACACUUAAAAAGGCUGCAUAGGAGAUUACAAUCAGGUUGACAGAUCUCAAAAAGGAAAGGAGGAGAGAAGAGAUAUUCCAUUUCC